AUCGCUGAGACAACCAUCAAACGUCGAUCAACGUUUGGACAAAACAAAACCCAACCCAACCCAACCCGAUUCGAAAUCAAUCCAAUCAUGAGCCUGCGACUGUGCCUGCUGCUGGCCUGCCUUUGCGUGGCGGUCAAUGCCAACAAGGAUGCAUCCUCGACGAGCAUGCACGAGCUGAAGCCCACCAAAUGGCUGAGUGCCUCGGAGCUGGAGAAUGUGCCCUCGCUGAACGACAUUACCUGGGAGCGUCUGGAGAACGAGCCCCUGCAUAAGGGUGCCAAUUUGAUUGAGAAGAUCUAUCAUGUUAGCCAUAUCAAGCACGAUCUGACGCCCAGCUUUGUGCCCAGCCCCAGCAAUGUGCCCGUUUGGAUUAUCAAAUCCAAUGGCGAUCGUGUGGAGGCCAAGCUGAACAACUAUGUGGAGAAGGCCAAGGCUCAGACCGGUUUCGGUGAGGAUGAGGUUACCAUUGUUUUGACUGGCCUGCCCCAGACCAGCCAGACCGCCAAGAAGGCCAUGCGCAAGCUGGUCCAGGCCUACAUCCAGCGUUACAACCUCCAGCAGCAGCAGAAGAAUGCCCAGGAGCAGCAGCAGGGACAGGAGAAGAGCAAGGACUACGACUACACCUCCACAUCCAGCGAAGAGCAGUCGGAUCAAUGGAAAUCGGCCAAGACAGCCAGCGGUGAUUUGAUCAUCAUCGAUCUGGGAUCCACUUUGACCAACUUCAAGCGUUAUGCCAUGCUCGAUGUGACUGCAACCGGUGCCAUGAUCGGCCAGACGCUCGUGCAGCUGACCAACAAGGGUGUGCCCCAGGAGAUUAUCCAUUUGAUUGGCCAGGGUAUUGCCGCCCAUGUGGCUGGUGCUGCCGGCAAUGAUUUCACCGCCCAAACCGGACACAAGCUGCGCCGCAUCACCGGCCUGGACCCCGCCAAGCUGCUCUCCAAGCGUCGCAACGCCUUGGUUGGCCUGUCCCGCGGCGAUGCUGAUUUCGUUGAUGCCAUCCACACCUCUGCCUAUGGCAUGGGCACCUUCUUCCGUUGCGGCGAUGUUGACUUCUAUCCCAAUGGCCCGGCUGCUGGUGUGCCCGGUGCCAAGAACGUGAUCGAGGCCGUGGCCCGUGCUACCCGCUACUUUGCCGAGUCUGUGCGUCCGGGCAAUGAGCGCAACUUCCCAGCUGUGCCUGCCAAUUCGCUGCAGCAGUACAAGGAGAAGGAUGGCUUUGGCAAGCGCGCCUACAUGGGCCUCCAGACCGACUUUGAUCUCCAGGGCGACUACAUUCUCGAGGUCAAUGAGAAGAGCCCCUUCGGCCAGCGUACCCCAGCCCACAAGCAGGCCUCCUACCACGGUGUCCAUCACCAGAACUAGGAUCCAUCACCCCCAUCCCCACCCCCCGGACCCUUUGGAUAUGCUCAUGUCAUACACAACAAACAAGCUCUGAAGAAAAUUUAACUUAACUAACAACGAAAAAAAAACAACCUUAAAAAAUCCCACAAAAAAUAAAACCCGCAAAUUUUCUAAAAAUUAAA
This is a messenger RNA of Drosophila obscura, 1523 nucleotides long. RefSeq names its product vitellogenin-3 (gene Yp3). The transcript has 3 exons. Gene Ontology annotation, molecular function: lipase activity. NCBI's taxonomy places the organism in Eukaryota, Metazoa, Arthropoda, Insecta, Diptera, Drosophilidae. The record is from RefSeq and is a predicted model, not a curated record. The coding region runs from base 88 to 1362 and encodes 424 amino acids.